Molecule: messenger RNA, 432 nt
Organism: Drepanopeziza brunnea f. sp. 'multigermtubi' MB_m1
Lineage: Eukaryota; Fungi; Ascomycota; Leotiomycetes; Helotiales; Drepanopezizaceae
Source: RefSeq, a predicted model, not a curated record
AUGGCAACCACUCCCAAACUCACCGAUCGCAAGCUCAAGCUCAAGCCCAAGCCCACAACCACACCGGCACAUCGCCCGACUUACAAUCACGCCGGGCCCAUAAUAAUCAUCAUCAUCCUCCACGCCCUGCUCAUCGCUGCCAUCGUCUUAGCUGCGCUGAGCGCCCACGACGUUGCGCUUAACUCUCAGCGACUGGUCAAAAACACCGAGACCAACGUUGGCAGAGGUUCAGCAGGGGUGAAGUACAGUACGCACACGUUUACUCUGGAUGUGGUGCUGCAGCGUCUAGAUAGGGAGAUGGGGAUUCGGAAGGGGGAGAACACGACGGAGAGAGUUGCGCGGAGAAUUCGGUUUUUGAAGGAGAGGUUGGAGAGACGGAGAGUUGCAAGGGAGAGGGAGGCGGGGGGUGGAGCUCGGGUUAUUCAAGGUUGA